CUCAUCGUCCUCAUCGUGUCUGUUCAAUCGUCGCCGGAGUCGCAAGACCAUCUAUUUGAUGCGUGGGUUGAUGUGCUAUAACAUGGCCGACGUCGCCAGCAUCGUCUAUAUCUCCGUGUAACGUGUAUAUAUUGGAAGCAGGCCGUCACAGCUCUGCAAGCAGAUGCAUCCCCACUGCCGCCGUCGCCGACUGCAUACCGCGGUCGACCGAGCCGACUAGAAAUGACCAUCAAGGAACUGAAGAAUCGCGCAGUGGGCGAUAUCGACGCUGCUCUCGCCAAGGCUGCUGCCGCCAAGGAGACGUCGUCGUCGUCGUCGUCGCCGGAAGACGUCGCUACCGACGGCGUCACGAGCGAAUCGGAUCUGAGCGAGCACAGUGGCCUCGUCGACCGUCGCUCGGCGACGUCGCCAGAGCUGUCGUCGGUCGACGUCGUCGUGCCCGUGAAGCAGGAGCGGGAAUCCCCGGCGCCGACGCAGAAGGCGCCAGAGUCUCCCGGCUACCACUUCCCCUAUCGCCCCACACCGAUCAGCCCGCGCGACUACAUGGAGUCCGCGUUCCCGCUUCCCCCUGCCGGUUUCCAUCCGUCCAUGUUGCGACCCCCGCAAGGGUGGCCCCCGUUCAUGCCAGGACUAGUACCGAUGGACAUGCACAGAAGAGGAACCCCCUUUCAGCAACAACAACAACAACAACAACAACAACAACACCACCAACAACAUCAACAGCAGCAGCAACAACAGCAUCAGCAGCAACAACAGCAGCAGCAGCAGCCGAGUAUGGACCCAAAAGAUUCGCCGCUAGAGGGCAGGAGUUUCAGUGACUUGAUGCGCAGCAUGGCGGCCAAGUACAACGACAGCCCGCAGGAAAACAAGCCGAGCAGCACAACAUGCACGGACGCCUCACUCCGCGGUCCUUUCGGCUUCCCUCAGUCGAAACUGAGCGGAGCGCUCCUGGCGGGAGACAGAGGAAAGCUCGCCGACGAGCUGAGAGCCCGGAUGAAAGAUCUGCAGCCGCUGCCGACGUCGGCCGCCAUGUUCGCGUCGACGCCGAACCACCUGAAGCGCGCCCACGCGGCGAUGGACCCGCCGCCGCCGCUCGCAUCGCCGAAGAAGCUGAAGGAAGGUUUCUUCUCCUCGCCGUACGACUCCCGCUCUCCCGGAGGAGGCGGCGGCGGCUAUCCCGCUCCUCCCCCGCAUCCUCCCGGCAUGCUCUCCCAGAUGUCAGUCUUCCCGAUGCCGAUUCGCGUGGCGACGCCCGCCGGAUAUCCGGCGGCGCCACCGAUCAAGACCCAGGACACGCUGCUCACAAAGAUGCUCAAUGGAGAAUCGAAGGAGGAGGUCGAGCGUUACUCUCCCGGAGAAGGGUACCGCCCGAGUUCCCGCGGAGGAGACUCCCAGGGUUCUCCCAACGGCGUACAUUCGACGCGUGUUGGAGGAGGAGCAGGAGGAGGAGGAGGAGGAGGAGGAGGAGGGGGAAGGUCCCCGUCGUCGCAGGACAGUGUGUGCAGCCACCGCAGCACGAGUCCGAGAUCUCGCGAGAGGAGUCACAUGGCGGCGUGGAGCGUCGACGACGUGUACGAGUUCGUACGCAGCAUCGAUCUGUGCGCCGAGUAUGCCGACACGUUUCGACAAAACUCGGUAGAUGGCGCCACACUACCUCUGCUCACCGAAGAUCACCUGAUGGCCAGCAUGUCAAUGAAGCUGGGUCCGGCGCUGAAGCUGCGAGCGACGAUCAGCAAACUGCAGAACAACUGCAACAACUGCAUCCAGUGCAUACGCCGCUACGAUAGCAGCCCCGUAAAGAUGAAGGCGGACGCGUGAACUUUGACCUAUGACGUCACGCCGCUACGACAGCAGCCCCGCAAAGAUGAAGGCGGAUGCAUGAACUUUGACCUAUGACG
This is a messenger RNA of Priapulus caudatus, 1898 nucleotides long. Its product is annotated as probable tumor suppressor protein MN1. The record is from RefSeq and is a predicted model, not a curated record. Gene Ontology annotation, molecular function: protein binding. Bases 223 to 1818 code for a protein of 531 amino acids. Lineage: Eukaryota; Metazoa; Priapulida; Priapulimorpha; Priapulimorphida; Priapulidae. The transcript is spliced from 4 exons. Gene Ontology annotation, cellular component: PRC1 complex.